Messenger RNA from Coregonus clupeaformis (lake whitefish), 779 nucleotides. Its product is annotated as transmembrane protein 272-like. The coding region runs from base 107 to 463 and encodes 118 amino acids. The record is from RefSeq and is a predicted model, not a curated record. NCBI's taxonomy places the organism in Eukaryota, Metazoa, Chordata, Actinopteri, Salmoniformes, Salmonidae. The transcript has 3 exons.
CUCUAAACUACUUGCAUGUGUCAUUCCUAUUGCUCAGAUCACCAUAGGUGCAGUGUACCUGUAUGACUGCCCCCGGCAGCACUACAUCCCCAUUUACCUGGUGGUAAUGGGGGCCUUCGGCCUGGCCCUAGCCCUGCUCUCUUGCCUACCCUGUGCCCAGGACUCAGAUGGCAUAGACCCCAACCCCCUGAACCACCUCUGCACCACCUGGAGCACCCUGGCCUCCUUCUUCCUCUUCUGCUGGUUCAUCAGCGGUAACGUGUGGAUCUACUCCAUCUAUCAGCCCAACUUCAACCAGACACUGACUGAGGACCCCUACUGUAACAAGACCCUGUACCUGUUUGCCUUCUGGACCACCACACUAGCCUACGUUGUGCUGGGUCUUCUGCUGCUGGGGGGAUGCUGUAUGCUUGUCUGUGCCUUUGUAUUGGGCAAGAGCGACCCUGAUGACAACAGAGCAUGAGGGAGGUGAGGGGAGAGUAGAGGGCAGUAGAGGAUACAGGAGAGGAGAAGAGGGGAGGAGCGGGUGUAUAAUGUUUACCUAACAAACUAGAGAAAACCAAUGGAAUCCAGUUAUCGAUUGGAUAACAACGCAACAGUCUUUUGCGCUAAGUACACCAAGUGUUCGGAGAAAAUGAAAGCAAUCCUGAAAAAAACAUCCUUCUUCAGACAUCCACAUACAGGUCGAAAAAUCCCUGUUAGGUGUAUCAUCUCAUGCAAGACAAACAGAGUAAUCUCCUCACCUGUUCAUGUGGGUAAGCCUACGUAGGAUGUUGUAA